ACGCUUCAUUAGUCGUUGUCAGAGUUUGACUUUAAAAUCAACUUCAAAUCGAUUCACACAGAAAUUAUAGUUAUUUGUUGUCGCUUCGUUUUUUUUGGUGUUAAUUCGAAUGACAUGAGGUCGUAUGACUCUCCAAAUUAUUCAAUAAUCAGUAGUUGUUGUGAAUUGGAAUGAAAAACCUGGAAAUUGAAGACAGAAAAGCGAUUUAUAUACCAACACAUACAUAAAUGCUCCGCAGUGUACAUCAUUCAACUCACCAUGGAGGUCCUUAAUCCCGAUUGCUUGCGGGAAAUUGCCGCCCAGCUAAGUCUCAAAGACCAAAUAGCCAUGCUGCAGGUGAAUAGAUAUUUCGAAGAAACAAUUCUCUCUCUGUGGGCCAGCAAGUACAAAAACAAUAAAAUCUAUUUCCUGGAAAGAGAACUCAAUGACAAAGAAUUGGAAAUCUUCUUCAGUGCCAUUAGUCCGAUUGCCGAAUCAUUCGAGUUGCGUUUUCUGGAUGAACACAAAUAUGGAAUAUUAAAGAAGUUCAUCUAUCCCCGUGUGCGUUCAGUACGCCUCACAAUACAUCCCUGUUUUAUGAAAGAUGAAGAUAUUCUCGAUUUGAAUCGCAUGUUUCCCAAUCUGCAGGUGUUCAGUCCCCACGGCAAUUUGAGUGGAAAGUACCUGGAUUCAUGGUCGAAUUUGAAGGAAUUGAAUCUCUGCUAUUGUUACAAAUUGGAAUUGGAACAUUUCCACAAUAUUAUGCGUAAUUUGCAUUUGGAACAUUUGGACUUGAACAUGUUCCCUCUGAGUAAACAAUACGAACAGUUGGAUUUGAAGCAAGCCCAUUUGGAGAGUUUGAAAUAUUUACGCCUGAAUACCUAUGAAUUUUAUUAUUUCCUCUCCAAACCCCUGCCCCAGUUGAAACAUCUUUACAUCACGAAUCAAUAUAAUCCACGACAGCUAUUCGAUGUCAUACUCUCGGUGUGGAAAGCCAAGGAUAUCCUCAAGGUGGAGGCGAAUGUCAAAAAUGUCCUGGCAAAUUGUCUGGAGAUGCGCAUGAAUGUCCAUGAGCUGUGCAUCAUAAAUGAUGAUAAUGUCCUGCCCAUUAAUGUUGUAAAGUCUCUGCAUCUGUUGGAUGAGUUGAGAAUAUUGCGUUUUAAAAGUUGCGAUUUCACCACAGUGGAUGUGGGGGAACUUCUACAGAAUAUACCCCAGGUGGAGGAAAUUUCAUUGGAAAGCUGUCGCCUGCCGGAUCAGAAUAUACACUUGAAUGCAGCACUCUUAGGUGCUGGGCGAAGCACACCAUUGAGACUGAAUUUUUGGCAAAAUUUCUCCAGAAGAUCAAGGAAUUCCUCACCCGAGGGUGAGGGUCAACCGAGAUCGAAUUCCCCAAAAACCUGUGAUGUGGUUCUGAAAGGCCAUCAUGAAAUGUUUGAAUUUACCGAGAAGCCGGGUUCUGAUCUAUGUUUUGAGCCACUUUAUGUACAACUCCGUUAGGUAUUAAAAAAUACUGAAUUGAAAAUAUUAAA
Messenger RNA from Musca domestica (house fly), 1511 nucleotides. RefSeq lists its product as uncharacterized. Lineage: Eukaryota; Metazoa; Arthropoda; Insecta; Diptera; Muscidae. The transcript has 3 exons. The coding region runs from base 259 to 1479 and encodes 406 amino acids. The record is from RefSeq and is a predicted model, not a curated record.